GUCUUUUUGUUUGGCCCAUUGAGAGACUCGGCACUCGGUUUCAUUCCCCCAGGUCACUAACCGUUUUUUAUCUGCAUUAAUUUCGGGUGUCUUUUAUGAAUAAUCAAAAGCAGCAAAAGCCGACGCUAACAGGCCAGCGUUUCAAAACGAGGAAAAGAGAUGAAAAGGAGAGGUUUGACCCUACUCAGUUUCAAGAAAGUAUCGUACAAGGCUUGAACCAAACUGGCACUGAUUUGGAAGCGGUUGCGAAGUUCCUUGAUGCCUCUGGCGCCAAGCUUGACUACCGCCGAUAUGCAGAGACGCUCUUUGAUAUCCUGGUGGCUGGCGGGAUGCUGGCCCCAGGUGGGACUCUAUCUGACGACAUGACCCGCACUGAGUUCUGCCUUUUCACGGCACAAGAAGACCUGGAGACGAUGCAAGCAUAUGCUCAGGUUUUUAACAAGCUGAUCCGGCGUUACAAGUACCUGGAGAAGGGUUUCGAGGAGGAGAUUAAGAAGUUGCUCCUCUUUCUAAAAGGGUUCACUGAGUCAGAGCGCAACAAACUGGCCAUGUUGACCGGUAUCCUGUUGGCCAACGGCAACAUAUCGGCCUCCAUCCUGAAUAGCCUCUACAAUGAGAACCUUGUCAAAGAGGGUGUGUCUGCAGCCUUCGCAGUCAAGCUGUUCAAGUCAUGGAUUAAUGAAAAGGACAUCAACUCUGUCGCUGGCAGUCUCCGCAAAGUCGGCAUGGACAACAGGCUGAUGGAACUCUUUCCUGCAAACAAACGAAGCUGCGAGCAUUUUUCUAAGUACUUCACCGACGCAGGGCUGAAGGAGCUUUCCGACUUUGCCCGAAACCAGCAAUCUAUCGGUGCCCGCAAGGAGCUGCAGAAGGAGCUCCAGGAGAUGAUGGCCAAUAGUGAACCUCAGAAGGAGAUUAUCGCCUUCACCAGGGAAGAGAUGAAGAAGGCCGGACUCUCCGAGCAGACCAUGAUCAGCAUCAUCUGGACCAGUGUGAUGAGCUCCGUGGAGUGGAACAAAAAGGAAGAGCUGGUGACGGAACAAGCCAUCAAACUCUUAAAGCAAUACAGUCCUCUGCUGAAAGCCUUCACCUCCCAGGGUCUGUCCGAGCUCAGCCUCCUGCUGAAGAUCCAGGAGUACUGUUACGACAACAUCCACUUCAUGAAGGCCUUUCAGAAGAUAGUCGUGCUCCUCUACAAAGCUGACGUAUUGAGUGAAGAGGCCAUACUGAAGUGGUACACCGAAGCCCACGUCUCCAAGGGGAAAAGUGUUUUCCUCGAGCAGAUGAAAAAAUUUGUGGAGUGGCUGAAGAAUGCUGAGGAAGAGUCUGAAUCAGAGGAGGAGGAGGCAGAUUAAAAACCUCAUUGACGAGAUGGGCUUCUCUUUUCUUUAUCACCCUUUUUUGCCCCCUAGUAGCAGCAGGAGCAGUAGAAUGUCUUUCCCCUUUCUCUUCUACCUCUUGUUACUACUUUAUCCCCAAACACACACGCUUCACCACCUCCUAAACAUUUUAACUAUCUUAUCUAAGUGAAAGAAAAAGGGCUCUGUCCUAUCUGUAAUUACCUGACGGUGGAAAAACCUGGAUUUUUCCCCCUCUCUUUAUUAUAAUCUUGGUAUUAUUGUUGUAACGCCUUCUGUAAUUUGGAUACAAAACAUUCCAUCUGAUCUUGGUGACAAGGCUGCUUGUAUGAAUCUGAACUAAAAAUCAUUUUUGCCAUGUGACUACGAGGCCGAAAAAUGGUGUGAACUAGCCAAAGUUGUUUCUUUUUGUUUUUCUUUUCUUAAAUUCUUCCCUUUAUUUUGACUCUUCAUUUUUGCCCACUUCAUAUUUUGGCUCCUGUUUGGUCUUAAAUUCCACCUCUUUUUUUUUUCUUCUCCUUAACUUUUGGGCAAACCUUAACUGCGCGUGA
This is a messenger RNA of Solea senegalensis (Senegalese sole), 1909 nucleotides long. It is a transcript of the gene bzw1a, whose product is annotated as basic leucine zipper and W2 domains 1a. Bases 96 to 1355 code for a protein of 419 amino acids. The transcript is spliced from 12 exons. The record is from RefSeq and is a predicted model, not a curated record. Gene Ontology annotation, cellular component: cytoplasm; membrane. Gene Ontology annotation, molecular function: protein binding. Lineage: Eukaryota; Metazoa; Chordata; Actinopteri; Pleuronectiformes; Soleidae.